CGGCGACAGCUCGUUUAAUCAUUGACCCAGCGAUGGACAUACCCUAUCGCCUCCUCUCCUGGGACGAUAAACUGCUGCUCCCCCACGACCGAUGGAACAUGAGGCUCUACCGCGACGAAGGGAGUAUCUCAGGGGAUAUUGUCAUCUUGCCUCCCAACAUACCACCAUCAUCCGGCAUUUCGGUUCCUCGAGCGCAACGGAAGAGGGCGUACUUGAAGAUAGAGGCAAAGACAGGACCUGUCACGACAAAGAUGCAUAAUCUUUACGACGAAACUCCCUAUAAGCUAGAAGUAUAUGCAUACGGUGACAUUAAGCUGUAUAUUCCACCAUCGUUCCGAGGUUUGUUGAGGCUCACUGCUCCGAGUCCUACGGCCCAACAACCUCAAGUGAUCCUCUGCGACGAGCUGAAGGGUGUGAGCACCCCUACUGGAGAUAGCUGGUGGAGUAGAGAGCGAGGUUGGUACGUUGGCUCGACUAGCGACGUUUUAAACAAAAUCGAGGAGGGAGACGAAGUUGUAGCCUAUACAAAGACGGGCAAGAUUAACAUAUACUACGUCGAGGAUCUCUCACUUGAGACUGAUUGAUCCCAGCACAAGGAUAAAUGUACUUCUCGGGACAUAUAAUGUUGCAUUUUCAUCUUCACGGCG
Molecule: messenger RNA, 647 nt
Organism: Coniophora puteana RWD-64-598 SS2
Lineage: Eukaryota; Fungi; Basidiomycota; Agaricomycetes; Boletales; Coniophoraceae
Exons: 2
Coding region: 33-584 (183 amino acids)
Source: RefSeq, a predicted model, not a curated record